Messenger RNA from Protopterus annectens (West African lungfish), 4255 nucleotides. RefSeq names its product centrosomal protein 68 (gene CEP68). The transcript is spliced from 7 exons. NCBI's taxonomy places the organism in Eukaryota, Metazoa, Chordata, Ceratodontiformes, Protopteridae. Bases 246 to 2492 code for a protein of 748 amino acids. The record is from RefSeq and is a predicted model, not a curated record.
UGAGUGACAGCUGAAAGAACAGUGACUCUGAAGGAUAGGGGUGGGAAGUACUACAGACCAAUUCAAAUGAAAGGGAACUGACGAAGUAUGCAGUUUAGUGUAUCGCUUGCUAUAGUAAUUGCAAGAUCUUUUACUUUGACAGCAAUAUUGAACUCUUGAGGAGUGUGAAGGAAUUAGGUGUUUUGCAGAAAGAUAACACGAAUGUUUGGCUGACUACUGUUGCUGACGAGACUAAUUUUCUAUGAAUGGCUGAGAAUAUAACUUACAACAGACUGAAUGGCAGUAGUCCGGGCAGUGGAGUUCCAGAAGUGGAGGAAGGUAAACAUCAACUUCUGUCAGUGAAUGAGACCAAGUCCUUACAAAGCAGAAGGAAAGAUGUGAACUUGGCAAAAGACACUGCAUCUAAUGAAGAAGUGAACCUUGCUGUUCCGUCGCAGAACAAUCCACUGAAAAGUGUUCCUUCCAUGGCCAUGUUCAGGGUCCCUGUCGGAAAAUCAAAUUAUGUGGAAAGGAAGCCACUUAGUUGCAAACCCGGUCCCAAAGAAAACCCAUUAGCUCAAGUUAAGAAGACAUUGUCUGAAAUGGAAGCUCAGUUGGAAGGACAUCUACCUGUCUCCACAAGCUCGAGAGUACCACUGACAGCAUCUGACAUUGGUUAUAGAGUAGUAGAAGAAUCCACAGACUAUAUGGAUCACAGUGCUGCAGUUGAAUCUUCUUGGAACUUUAGAACUCAGAAUGCAGUUAGUUCUUUGCCAGCAUUAUCUACCUGGAAAUGUAUGAAUGACCAACCAAGGAGCAGGUCUAGUUCCCUGGCAGCAAUGUCUAAAAAAUGGCCUCAUUCUGACCUGUCUGCAGGAGACUGCAGUAUUGCAGAACACAUUAGGUCAAAAUCACUCUCUGGUUCUAUAUAUUCACAUCCAGUAGCUCCACCAAUCUACAGUUUUCAUUUACCUAAAAGCAGUACAUUCAAAGUUUCCAAAAAGCAGAAUAUUUUGAGUCAAAAGAGACCAGAAGAUACUGUUGAUAAUCUAGAAAUUAAUAACCAAGCCAUGUCCACCUACCAGUCAGAUUAUUGGGCAUGUGCACUUCCUGCUCAUGCACCGCCAUUUCAAGAUCGUCAGUCACCACACUGGAACCCUCAUAAGGAAUAUGAGGAUUUGCUUGAUUACACUUAUCCUUUAAAACCUAAUUAUUUAUGCUCUAGGGAAGCUGUUAAAGAAGACUUAAUCUGUGACACUUUAGUACAUGACUCUGGUGUAGACCUUGACAGUUAUUCCAUUUCUCCAGAUAGCACUGUAAGAUCUACUGUUGCUUCAUUUAUUGAUCCUUGCAAUGUAAGCAGGAACUACAGCUGCUAUCGUGAAGCUAAGAGCUCCUCUGUGGAUUUGCAUUUUCCUCCGAGAGCUUCAAGUCCAGUUGGCAUUGGGUAUGCCUUUAGGAAAUCAUCAUCUACUUUUGAACUUCCUGAUUCAUUUGAAGAACUUUCUAGAAUAUGUGAAAUGAAACCUUCAACAUACUUUGUAAGCAGUUCCCCAGAAUUUUACUCGCAUAGUUCUGUAGACAGGAGAAUAAAAAGAAAAAGUAGUGGUGUUUCAAGUUUGAAAGGUAGGCGGCUGGCUUCUGGAUAUAUACCUACUACUUGGCUUCUUCCUUUACACAAGGAGUGGGAAAUUGAUGAAGAUUACUUGGCACUUCCAUGCAGUGUACAGGAGUUGAAUACUUUGGCAAACCAGCUGCAAAACUUGUCAGUAGAACAUAAACCACUAUGCAACUGCAGGAAAGGCCUUGAUCUUGACAACUCUUUGGACAGUGGUUCUGAGGAUUCCUCAUCAACCCUGCAGUUGGAAGGACACAAACAGCAGAAAAAUGAAAGUAAAAAUGAAAAUGAGGAUCUCUCUGACAGUGAUACAGACUAUAGUUUCCAUAGUGACCAAGAAGACUGCAGCAUAGACAUAGCAAAAGGCCAAGGCGAUGGCAAUUUUUUUGGCAGCAUAAAUAAAAUUUCAUCUUUAAUGGACCGGUUAUGUGAGACAACAACGGCAUUGCACACUUCGGAUGAAGGAGACCUGGGAAAGGAAGAGUCACUUGUGCAUCAUAUACAGAAAUUUUGCAGUAAAAUGGAGGAGCUGAUUCAGUGGCUCUAUAAGGUCUCUGAGACAACUGAGAACUGGGUUCCACCACAGCCAGAUGCUGAAAGUAUCAAGUCUUCCCUGGAUCGCUAUAUGGCAUUCAGAAGAGAUAUAGCUGAACAUCAGACUUUGGCUGAUACUACACUGAGUAUAGGAGAACACCUCAUGGCAUGCAUGACAUCUAUUUCACCAGGUCUGAAACAUGCACUUGGGUUGAUUGAGAAACAAGCAGUGGCACUUGACAGACAUGCAGAAGGUUUUUAUACCUCUAUUCUUUCAGCAAUGGACAGCAUGAAGGAAGAUUUAUCAAGUAAAUGUGAAGCACAAGACAUGGAAGCAGCUCAGAUGGUGUGCGUUGUAUGAAACUGGAUGGCCGAAAUACAAGUGAACUCCAUAAAGACAGUUUGGUUCUAAUAUUGCAGGGUUGUGUCACUGUAAUUUAAUUUUAUUACAAAUACCACACAGAGGUUGCUAGUAAGGAAAUCACUCCAGACUAUUUUAUGAGAAGAAGAAUUACAUUUUAUUGGCUUUGAGGGAAUCCUUUUUGUGUGUGUGUGUGUGGGGGGGGGUGGGGGGGGUAGACUUUGCCUCGGCCUGAAUGUUCAAUUUUCAGUGAAUGUUUAUCCUUCAGUGAAAUGUCCAGUAUGCAAAAGCUGGCUUUUAGUAUCGGUCGCUCUGUUACUGAUCCUGACAGUGUGCUUUUCAACUCCAGAUGUUCUGUUAAACUACUUUUUCACGGACAUGGUGAUCAAAUGAAAACAGGCUAGCUCCCUGGUACUGAGGUAGUGCAUCUUUCAGUGGCCAGGCAUUAGAAGCAGUCCCUAGUUGUCAGAGGGCUGCUCUUUACACAUAAAAUCAAGUGCCUCGUGAACAUUACUUCUGUGCAAGGGGAAUGUGAUGUGGUUGUGGAGUGUUUGGUGGUGAGAGGGGAUUACUACACCUUUCCACACCAUUCAGGUGUGGGUGGGGACUGAUAAAAAUAGUAACCACAUAGAGCAUUGGUGCACCUCAACACAAUAGUAAUGUAGGGACCCCUCUGUCAUCUUCAGUAGAGGUGGUCCAUGGAGUCUUCACUAUGCGGUAGACAGCUGAGAGCAGUAAACAGAUAAAACAAAAAGGAAAUAAAAUCAAUAUGAGAAACAUCCACUUGAGUCAUUCGAUUUUCACAUUGUGCCAGUUGUAAUACAAGUUUAAAGCAUCUGGUAAAAUUAAAGCCAUCAGUUAUCUAGUAAGGAUGAUAUUAAUUACUGCUUUUUACUUGUGUUGAGAUGUAUAGAAAGCAAAGUUGUAGACUUCAUCAAGGGUAAACUUCCUUGCCUUUACUUGUUUUGUUUUACUGCUUGAUGCUGUGGAAGAAAUUGGAGAUGACAGCAUGGUUUGGUAGAACAGAGACACUUGCUUCUCUUGUACUUCAUUUUAUAAAUUCUUUCCUACCUUUCCGAAAUUGAUUUAGAGUAGUUGGCUUAGGUGUUAAGACAUUGUUUAUUUGCUGUGGUGUUAAGAAAUUAAGAGGUUCAGUCAGAUCAAUAAGAACUGCAGGUGAAACAUUUCUGACAUACUUUUUUGAAUUUUUAUUUCCUAAGUGGCACUGAGAGAUAUCUCAUUAUCUGCUGAGUGUGUCAAGUCUGCUGUUGUUUUUUAUCAGUGUGUAGUAUAUCAGGUUUAAGCUUGUUAUACAGUUAAUGGCCAAUAUUUCUUCAGCUCUUCAGAACUGGUAACUUCUUAGUGGUUCAUGAAUUAUGUGUAGCACAUAACAGAGAACCACAGAACUAGCAUAAAGUCUGUGUGUAUAUGUGGACACAGUUUGUACAACAGUUAAUUUUGCUGCUUCACAUAGCUUGGUUUUCCAGUUUGGCUCUUAGCUAGAGUGCCUUAUAUGUAGAGCCUACACAUUAUUGUGAUUUUGUCAGAGGCUCCUUUUUCCUCCCACAUCCAAGGACAUCCCGUAGAUGAGGUGUCUUCCUUUAGGGCCUUGCAUGUGUAUAUCCUGAGACUAGUUGCCACCCAGUUUAAGUUUCUCUGCCUUCUGCUCAGUUGAGUACUAGGAUAGGCUGUGGCUCCCCCAUAGCCAUGAAUUGGAUUAAGCAGGUAAUUGAAAAAUAAAAGAAUAAAUGAACUCUCUCUCU